GGCGGGAGGCGGGAGGCGGGGCGGCCGCGCUGAGUCACACCGGAUCGACCCGCCCGCCGCUUCCAGGGGCGGAGGUGACAGCGGGCCCGGGCCGGGCGGCCGCCGCUGCCCGCCGCGCCGAGGGACCGCCGGGCGGCGGAGAGCAGGCUGUAGAGCAUGGAGGCUGGCUCGGUGGUCCGAGCCGUCUUUGACUUCUGCCCGAGCGUAUCAGAAGAGCUGCCGCUCUUUGUGGGAGACAUUAUUGAAGUGUUGGCGGUGGUGGAUGAAUUUUGGCUGCUAGGAAAGAAAGAGGAUGUGACAGGACAGUUUCCCAGCAGUUUUGUGGAAAUCGUGACCAUUCCCAGUCUAAAAGAAGGAGAGAGGCUGUUUGUCUGUAUCUGUGAAUUUACAUCCCAAGAAUUGAACAGUCUUCCCCUUCAUCGAGGUGACCUCGUGAUUCUCGAUGGUGCUCUUACGGGUGGCUGGCUGCAGGGCCGAAGCUGCUGGGGUGCCCGGGGCUUCUUCCCAUCCUCAUGUGUCCGCGAGCUUUGCCUGUCCUCACAAAGCCAGCAGUGGCACUCGCAGAGCGCCCUGCUCCAGAUUCCUGAAUAUUCCAUGGGACAAGCCCGGGCGCUGAUGGGGCUUUCUGCGCAGCUGGAUGAGGAGCUGGACUUCAGAGAAGGGGAUGUGAUUACCAUUAUUGGAGUUCCUGAACCGGGCUGGUUUGAAGGGGAGUUAGAGGGUCGAAGAGGCAUUUUUCCAGAAGGUUUCGUAGAACUUUUGGGGCCCUUGAGGACUGUGGAUGAGUCAGUAAGUUCUGAAAAUCACGAUGACUGCAUUAUUAACGGUGAAGUAGAUACCCCGACAGGAGAAGAAGAGGGCGCGCCAGAAGAGGACGACGAGCAGCCAGGCACCUAUGGAAUUGCCAUCUACAGAUUCCAAGCCCUGGAGCCGAAUGAGCUGGAUUUUGACGUAGGCGAUAAAAUCCGAAUUCUGGCGACCCUGGAAGAUGGCUGGCUAGAAGGAUCCCUGAAGGGCAGGACAGGCGUCUUUCCCUAUCGGUUUGUGAAGUUAUGUCCUGAAACAAGAGUGGAGGAAACCAUGGACCUACCACAGGAAAGCAGCCUUUCUAAGAUCCCCGAAACUUCCUUGGAUUGUUCAGAGGACUCUUUUGCGGAGGAGGAAAAAGAACAUGAAUCUCACGAGGAGGAAGCAGAGGAGUCCAACUGUGUUAUUUCGGAAACAUCCGCUUCUCCCCCGGAUCAUCUGACUUUGGAAUGUGAAGUCCAGGAAGACUCUUCCUGGGAUGAGGGCCCCUCAGCAGGGCCCCAGAGAAGCCCAGGUGUGGGGCACGAAGAGCUCCUUGCCAAAGACUCUUCCGUGAAGGAUCCUUCAGAGGUAGUCAAUGGUGUUUCCUCGCAACCUCAGGGACCUUUUCAUCCCAGAUUGCAGAAAAAUCAGUAUUAUUCUACAGCAGGAGGGAGCCACGCCGGCUCGGAGCGGUCCUCUGACCUUGUUCCUCCAGAAGCAAGGACUAGAGACUACUCCAGCCUCCCUCCCAGACGAACGUACUCCCAGCCAAAAACCUUUCAGAAGCCGGUCCCGCCUCUUCACGGCAGCUCUUCUGUUCCAGCUUCGAGGGUAGUCAGACCCAACCAGUUGAGGCCUCAGCUCCAUGGUGUGGCAAGGUGUGCUAAAAAGCACCACACAGCCAGAGGAAACGCUUCCGGCUUUUGCUCUGCGGCAGAGAGAGCAGAGAUGAAGCCUGGUCCACAAGACAGGGCAUCCGCUGUGGAAGCGAUGGCACUUUUACAGGGAGAUGGCAACAGUGACCUGGACUCGAAAUUGACCCAACAGCUGAUAGAGUUUGAGAAGAGCUUGUCAGGGCCCGGCACAGAAGCAGAUAAAAUUUUGCGCCACUUUUCAAUCAUGGACUUUAACUCCGAGAAGGAUAUUGUCCGAGGUUCCUCAAAGCUCAUCACGCAGCAGGAGCUGCCCACGAGGAGAAAGGCCCUAAGGCCACCGCCACCCCGUCCCUCUACUCCAGCAUCCCCUUCUCCCCAUUUGCUGGUGGACCAGAACCUGAAACCUGAACCACCCUUGGCAGUGCGACCCUCUCGCCCAGCUCCCCUGCCUCCGUCAGCACAGCAGAGAAUGAACGCAGCACCCCGAAAGCUCCUGAGGUGUAACACCCUAGAGAAGGAGGGUCCUGGGAAUCUGGAGCAAACUUUGGACCAGACUUCCCAGUGUCCUUUAGUAUUGGUGAGGAUUCAGGAAAUGGAACAGGACUUGGAUAUGUAUAGCAGGGCUCAGGAAGAGCUAACCCGAAUGCUGGAGGAGAAGCAAGAGGAGUCAUUGAGGGCAGAGACCCUUGAGAAUCUGGAGUUCUACGAGAGUAACAUCGAAAGUUUGAAUAUGGAACUCCAGCAACUUAGAGAAAUGACGCUUCUCUCCUCCCAGUCUUCAUCGCCGGUGGCCCCUUCUGGGUCUGUGUCCACUGAAAACCCCGAGCAGAGGAUGCUGGAGAAGAGAGCCAAGGUGGCAGAAGAACUUCUUCAGACGGAGAGGGACUACAUUCGGGAUCUGGAGAUGUGUAUUGAGCGCGUCAUGGUGCCCCUGCAGCAGGCCCAGGUACCAAACGUUGAUUUCGAAGGACUUUUUGGAAAUAUGCAGAUGGUGAUUAAAGUCUCAAAGCAGUUACUGUCCGAUCUGGAAGUCAGCGAUGCUGUAGGACCUGUGUUUCUUGAUCACCGGGAUGAGCUUGAGGGAACGUACAAGGUUUACUGCCAGAAUCACGAUGAGGCCAUUUCACUGCUGGAAAUCUACGAGAAGGACGAGAAGAUCCAGAAGCAUCUUCAAGAGUCCUUGGCAGAUCUUAAGAGCCUGUACAAUGAAUGGGGAUGUACAAAUUAUAUUAACCUGGGCUCCUUCCUCAUCAAACCAGUGCAGAGAGUAAUGCGUUACCCACUGCUGCUGAUGGAGUUGCUGAAUUCCACCCCAGAAUCCCACCCAGAUAAAGUGCCUUUAACCAGUGCAGUCAUUGCUGUCAAGGAAAUCAAUGUUAACAUUAACGAGUAUAAACGUCGAAAGGACCUGGUCCUCAAGUACCGAAAAGGUGAUGAAGAUAGCCUCAUGGAGAAGAUUUCCAAGCUGAACAUCCACUCCAUCAUCAAGAAGUCCACCCGGGUCAGCAGUCACCUGAAGCACCUCACUGGCUUUGCCCCGCAGAUAAAAGAUGAAGCAUUUGAAGAAACAGAAAAGAACUUCCGGAUGCAAGAAAGAUUGAUCAAAUCUUUUAUCCGAGACCUGUCUCUCUACCUCCAGCAUAUCCGGGAAUCGGCAUGUGUGAAAGUGGUGGCUGCAGUGAGCAUGUGGGACGUGUGCAUGGAGAAGGGACACAAAGACCUGGAACAGUUCGAGAAGGUGCAUCGCUACAUCAGCGACCAGCUCUUCACAAACUUCAAGGAGAGGACAGAGCGGCUUGUCAUCUCUCCCCUCACCCAGUUGCUGAGCAUGUUUACAGGGCCCCACAAGCUGGUGCAGAAACGCUUCGACAAGCUGCUGGACUUCUAUAAUUGCACGGAGCGGGCAGAGAAGUUGAAGGACAGGAAGACUCUGGAGGAGCUGCAGUCGGCCCGGAACAACUACGAGGCCCUGAACGCCCAGCUGCUGGACGAGCUGCCCAAGUUCCACCAGUUCGCCCAGGGCCUCUUCACCAACUGCAUCCACGGCUACGCGGAGGCCCACUGCGACUUCGUGCGCCAGGCUCUGGAGCAGUUAAAGCCGCUGCUUUCAUUACUUAAAGCCGCCGGCAGGGAGGGCAACCUCAUCGCCAUCUUCCAUGAGGAGCACAGCAGAGUCCUGCAGCAGCUCCAGGUUUUCACCUUCUUCCCAGAGUCCCUUCCGGCCACCAAGAGGCCGUUUGAGAGGAAAACUGUGGACCGCCAGUCUGCCCGAAAGCUGCUCCUGGGCAUGCCAAGUUACAUGCUGCAGUCGGAGGAGCUCCGUGCCUCCCUCCUGGCGAGGUAUCCCCCUGAGAAACUCUACCAGGCGGAACGGAACUUCAACGCUGCUCAGGAGUUGGACGUCUCACUUCUGGAGGGCGACCUGGUGGGCGUGAUCAAAAAGAAGGACCCCAUGGGCAGUCAGAGCCGCUGGCUCAUCGACAAUGGAGUUACCAAAGGCUUCGUGUACAGCUCCUUCCUGAAGCCCUACAACGCCCGCCGCAGCCACUCCGACGUCUCCGUGGGCAGCCACUCCUCCACCGAGUCAGAGCACAGCGGCUCCUCCCCCAGGUCCCCACGGCAGAACAGCAACAGCACCUUGACCUUCAACCCCAGCGGCAUGGCUGUGUCCUUUACCUCAGGGCCUUGCCAGAAACAGCCUCAAGACACAUCUUCACUGAAGGAAUUUGACCAAGGAGCUCUCAGUGCCUCCUUACACCUGGGUAGUUCAGAGAGCAGUCCUUGCAGAUGCCCUUCAGACCCAGACUUCCCCGCCCAGCUGAGGCCCUGGGACUCUGCGGAUGGGGCCCGUGACGUAAGCCAGCCCGCCCCCACCCUGAGGAGCUGCCGAAACUCCAGGCCCCCAGAAAUGGUCGGUUACUCCACGCCAGGGCGAAACGGGCAGGGUAAGGACCCCGUAAAAGGAUGUGCAAGGACAGCUCAGUCUCUGGAAAACAAAAACGAAGAGCUGGAAAGCAGUGAGGCGGAAGGGAACCAGGUCUAUUUUGCUGUCUAUUCCUUCAAGGCACGGAACCCAAAUGAGCUGAGUGUGUCAGCCAAUCAGAGACUCAAGAUCCUGGAGUUUAAAGAUGUUAUGGGAAAUACGGAGUGGUGGUUAGCUGAAGUUAAUGGGAAGAAGGGCUAUGUUCCAUCCAAUUAUAUCCGCAAAGCUGAGUACACCUGAACCUGUCCUGCCUCCCCCUCAACCUUGCUGCCUUCACUUCCUUCUGCUGAAGGGUUCUGGUGGUCCACCGAGAGGGCACCUGCCCCAGAGACAUAGGUCCUGUCAGUGUUGCUUAACCAUGCCACAGCGGGGCACGAGGUGUCUUGUUCUCCUCCGUUGGGUUGUCAACCUUGAUGCUCACUAGAAUUUUUAGAAUUUGAAAUGGAUCCUUUGGCUUGCAAAUGAUUCAGUGACCAUGAGAAGAGGGGCCAAGUCUGGGGUCAGCCUUUGGAAAUGUGAAAUUUCCAAUCAGAAGAACAGUAUCUUAUAUAAGCUCGAAGCUGUGCUAUAGUGUUAGAAGAUGUUGGCGUUGGUUGUCCAGCACCGAGUUUGGGGUGGCCCCAUGCUCCACAGUCAGCUGACCAGAAACUGACUUGGUUGAAGAGAAUCCUCUGGGAGCCCUUUAGGCUGUGCCUGUGCGUGUGGCAAGGAGUUUGUUGAGACUGUACCAAAUCUGGUGUUUCACAUUGAAGCUUCAGUGUCCAGCAAACAUACACACACACCCAUCCCUAAUUUCUAAAAGCCCCUAAAGCACUGCCAUCUGUAAUCUUUUUCUUAUUUCACUGCAUUUCCAGAUUGGUUACACAAAAUUCAACUGCUUUCUCUCUCCUUUUAGAAAGCAUUUAUGGUCUUUAUUUUCCUUCAACCUUCAUCUGACUCUUCCCUGUUAGGUGCAGCCAUCUCCACCACCCUGACAGUCUGGGCAUCCUCCUGUCUCCUGGCCCUCUCUCCUGCAGCUCAGUGACUGACCGAUUUUCCUAGAACAGGAUCAGAGCUCCAGCCAUUCCAUUAAAAGGAUUCGUUCAGCAAAGAGCUGAAACCAGUGCAGCCUGAUGGAGGACCGGAUGCCUCUCCCCUUUUCCAAGCACACUGCCAUCCACAGAUGCAGAAAUUUGAGUGAGGGUGAGCAGUCCCAGAAGUCGCUGAUCCCAGACUUGGAAAUAAGCAUUUUCUGUUUCACACCAAGCUCCAUGCUUCUGAGACAGAGCGUAGUCGAAGCCAAACAGAUUCUAAAGUGCCUGACCGUACCUCCCUCCGGCCUCAGGGGGAUACCUGCUCAUCCUCACACUAAGAAUCUCCCCCUGCAGGUUCUACCUGAGCAGGGCUUUCAUUCUUAAGGUCUGCCCCAGAUAGGAAGCCUACCUUGGAGCAGGAAACUAUGAAUUUUGUCUGAAGAAAGGGAAUUAAGAACAACCUUACAGCUCCUGCUCCUCCAGCUGCACCUUCAGCCUUAAAAUCCUGAUGAAUCAGGAGACACCUGUGGACUCCUGAACCCCUGUGUGUCUGCGCGUCGGUCAGAAGGCAGCAAUGCAAGUCUCUUGUGAAUAGUGUUUAUAAUUAGAGAUGUUUAUAUUUAAGUAGUUAUUUUAUAAAUAAAAGCAUUUCUAAGGGC
Messenger RNA from Equus caballus (horse), 6319 nucleotides. RefSeq names its product dynamin binding protein (gene DNMBP). Lineage: Eukaryota; Metazoa; Chordata; Mammalia; Perissodactyla; Equidae. Gene Ontology annotation, biological process: cilium assembly; intracellular signal transduction. Gene Ontology annotation, cellular component: cytoplasm. Gene Ontology annotation, molecular function: protein binding; guanyl-nucleotide exchange factor activity. The record is from RefSeq and is a predicted model, not a curated record.